AUGGCGGCGCGGGGCGGCACUUCCGGGAAGGAGCGGCGGCGCUUCCGGGGCUCGCGCGGGUUCCGCUUCCGGAAAGAAGAAGAGCGGGAAGGGCUGAUCGAGCUGCACGGCUCCUUCCAGGAGCUGUUCGAGUUCUUCUGCAAGAACACCACGAUCCACGGCACGGUGCGCCUGGUGUGCUCGGGCAGCAACCGCAUGAAGACGGCGUUCUGGACGCUGCUGCUGCUGGCCAGCCUGGCCAUGCUCUACUGGCAGUUCGCCCUCAUGUUCAGCCAGUUCUGGGCCUACCCCGUGGUGCUCACCAUGUCCAUGCACUCCGAGCCGAAAAUGUUCCCGGCUGUCACCGUCUGCAACCUGGAUCCCUACAGGUUUGAGCUGGUGAGUGAGCACCUGGCGCAGCUGGACAGGAUGGCAGAGGAAUCCAUCACCUUCCUCUACGGCAUCAACACCUCGGCCAGGCUGUUCCACCUCAACGACGCCAAGGUCCACGUGCAGGCCCUGGCCAACCUCAGCAGCUCGGGCUUCAAACUCAGCCACAACUUCUCCCUCGUGAGGAUGUCCGACCUCAGGUCGGGGAAGAAACACUCCAGCGUGGGGUUCCGGCUGUGCAAUUCCACGGGUGGGAACUGCUUCUACAAGACCUAUUCCUCGGGCAUGGAUGCAAUCCUGGAGUGGUACCGCUUCCACUACGUGAACGUGAUGGCGCAGCUGCCGCUCAUCGUGGACAUCUCGGAGCACGAGGAGCACAUCGAGGACGUGGUGUACUCCUGCCAGUACGACGGCGAGCCCUGCAGGCCCAGUGAUUACGAUCACUUCCACCACCCGGUUUUUGGGAGCUGCUACACCUUUAACAGCAAGGGGACAGAUCCCUUCUGGACAGCCACGAAACCAGGAAUUCCUUACGGGCUGUCGCUGAUCCUGAGGGCCGAGCAGAAGGAUCACAUCCCGCUGCUCUCCACCGUGGCCGGGGUCAAGGUGAUGAUCCACAACCACAACCAGACGCCGUUCCUGGAGCACGAGGGCUUCGACAUCCGCCCGGGCAUCGCCACCACCAUCGGCAUCCAGCAGGACGAGGUGAAUCGCCUGGGUGGCAAUUACGGCAAAUGCACGCGGGACGGCGAGGACGUGGCCGUGAGGCUGCUCUACAACAGCUCCUACACCCUGCAGGCCUGCCUGCACUCGUGUUUCCAGCACACCAUGCUCCGGGAGUGUGGCUGUGGGUACCUGUACUACCCCCUGCCGCCCGGGGCGCAGCGCUGCGACUACAACAAACACCCGGCCUGGGGUCACUGCUUUUACCAGCUCUACAACCGGCUCAGGAAUCACCACCUGAAUUGUUUCCAGCAGUGCCCCAAACCCUGCAGGGAAUCCCUGUACAAGGUCUCGGCCGGCACGGCCAAGUGGCCCUCGGCAAAAUCCCAGGACUGGGUGCGCCAGGCUCUGCGGCACCAGAACGGGUACAACUCCACCAGCAGCAGGAGGGACAUUGCCAAGGUCACCAUCUUCUACCAGCAGCUGAACUACCAGGCCGUGCACGAGGCCCCGCUGCUCUCCGAGAACCUGCUGCUGUCCAGCAUGGGCAGCCAGUGGAGCCUGUGGUUCGGCUCCUCGGUGCUGUCGGUGGUGGAGAUGCUGGAGCUGCUCGUGGACGCCCUGGCCCUGGCCCUGCUCCUGCUGUGGCGCCGCCUGCGCGCCUGGAGGGGCCCCGGGAGCGCCCCCGGGACCGGCCCCGACCUGGAGAACCCCCGGGAGGAGAGGGGGAACCCCCGAGGUUCUGAAUCCAUCCCAGGGAUCGAUCUGGGGAACCCCCGGGAGGAGAUGGGGAACCCUGGAGCUCCUGGAUCCAUCCCAGGGAUCAUCCUGGAGAACCUCCGGGAACAGCAGGAGGGGAUGAGGAACUCUGGAUGUCCUGGAUCCAUCCCGGGGAUUACCCUGGAGAACCCCCAGGAGGAGAUGGGGAACCCCAAAUGUCCUGGAUCCAUCCCGGGGAUUACCCUGGAGAACCCCCAGGAGGAGAUGGGGAACCCCAAAUGUCCUGGAUCCAUCCCGGGGAUUACCCUGGAGAACCCCCGGGAGGAGAUGGGGAACACCCAGGAGGAGAUGGGGAACCCUGGAGCUCCUGGAUCCAUCCCAGGGAUCAUCCUGGAGAACCCCUGGGAGGAGAUGGGGAACCCCCGGGAGGAGAUGGACAAUCCCCAAGGUUCUGGAUCCAUCCCAGGGAUCAGCCUGGAGAACCCCCGGGAGGAGAUGGGGAACCCCAAAUGUCCUGGAUCCACUCCAGGGAUCACCCUGGAGAACCCCCGGGAACAGCAGAAGGGGAGGAGGAACUCUGGAGCUUCUGGAUCCAUCCCAGGGAUCAACCUGGACCUGGAGAACUCCUGGGAGGAGAUGGGGAACCCCAAACGUCCUGGAUCCAUCCCAGGGACCAGCCUGGACCUGGAGAAUUCCCGGGAUGAGAUGGGGAACCCUGGAGCUUCUGGAUCCACCCCAGGGACUAACCGGGACCUGGAGAACCCCCAGGAGCAGGAGGAGGGGAUGAGGACCUCUGGAUGUCCUGGAUCCAUCCCAGGGAUCGACCUGGCCCUGGAGAAUUUCCAGGAGGAGAUGAGGACCCCCAGAGGUUCUGGAUCCAUCCCAGGGACCAGCCUGGACCUGGAGAACCCCUGGGAGCAGCCCCGGGAAGGACAGGAGGGGAUGAGGUGCCCAGAGGUGCUGCUGGAGGGGUUUGGGAACAGCCGGGAGCGGGGUUUGGGUCAGGAGAGAGGAACUCAGGGGGGGUCGUGA
Messenger RNA from Prinia subflava (tawny-flanked prinia), 2784 nucleotides. It is a transcript of the gene SCNN1D, whose product is annotated as sodium channel epithelial 1 subunit delta. The record is from RefSeq and is a predicted model, not a curated record. The coding region runs from base 1 to 2784 and encodes 927 amino acids. Lineage: Eukaryota; Metazoa; Chordata; Aves; Passeriformes; Cisticolidae. The transcript is spliced from 14 exons. Gene Ontology annotation, cellular component: plasma membrane; sodium channel complex. Gene Ontology annotation, biological process: sodium ion transmembrane transport. Gene Ontology annotation, molecular function: ligand-gated sodium channel activity.